Molecule: messenger RNA, 1213 nt
Organism: Pyrus x bretschneideri (Chinese white pear)
Lineage: Eukaryota; Viridiplantae; Streptophyta; Magnoliopsida; Rosales; Rosaceae
Product: adenylyl-sulfate kinase 3
Exons: 7
Coding region: 219-845 (208 amino acids)
Biological process (GO): sulfate assimilation
Molecular function (GO): ATP binding; adenylylsulfate kinase activity
Source: RefSeq, a predicted model, not a curated record
GGAGGAGGAUGCGUCCAGAUUCAUUCUGAACCCCGCAAGAUACCCAAAAAAAGGCAGAGACCCAAAGGAGAAGCCUUGAAAACAGGGGCAUGGUUUGCCCUUUCCGCUUUCAUUUAACAACCCAUCCCUCCCAAACCUCCUCCAUCUUAUUCUUCUUUCAGGCAAAUAAACAAGCACCCGCCAGUCAGUGCUCUCAGAAGGACGGAACAGAGAAAUAGAUGUCGACUUUGAACAAUUCAACAAAUAUAUUUUGGCAAGAAUGUCAGGUUGGGAAGGUUGAUAGGCAGAAACUACUCAAUCAAAAGGGAUGUGUUGUCUGGAUUACUGGUCUCAGUGGAUCAGGGAAAAGUACACUGGCAUGCUCAUUAAGUAGAGAACUACACUCUAGGGGAAAGUUGUCAUAUGUCCUUGAUGGAGAUAACCUUCGGCAUGGUCUGAACAAGGAUCUUGGUUUCAAAGUCGAAGACCGAGCUGAAAAUAUACGCAGAGUUGGGGAGGUAGCAAAACUGUUUGCAGAUGCAGGAUUGUUCUCUAUUGCUAGCCUCAUAUCUCCUUAUAAGAAAGAUCGGGAUGCCUGCCGUGCAAUGUUACCUGAUGCAAACUUUAUUGAGGUUUUCAUGAACAUGCCCCUAGAAUUAUGCGAGUCAAGAGAUGCAAAAGGACUUUAUAAGCUUGCACGUGCUGGAAAGAUUAAAGGUUUUACUGGAAUAGACGACCCUUACGAGCGACCAGAGAACUGCGAGAUAGAAAUAGGACAAGAAAAUGGAGUUUGUCCUAUGCCUGCAGCCAUGGCAGGCCGAGUAGUGUCCUACUUGGAGGAGAAAGGAUUUCUUCAAGUUCAGUGACUUGCCUCUGUUCAACUUAGCCGUUGCAGUUAAGGAUUUCACUCAAAACAAAACAUGAUUGGUUUGAUCAAGCCUGCCGGCACUAAGGCAACCCCGACAAUCGUUUGUGCGUUAUUGGGGAACUACUUGCUAGGAAGGAGUGCAUACUUUUGGUUAAUAUAUUUUGUUUACAAGAUUAAUAAGUAAUAGAGUGGUAGUUCCACCGUUUUGAAUUAGCAAAACAUUUAUGUGGCUAAUUCUGAUAAUUGUAAUGGUAUGAAGUUCCAUGUUGGAGAUUUUCAUAUGGCCUGUUCUGUAGCAUCUUAUAAACUUGUGCCCAUUCAUCGAAUUUUGACCUUGGAUUUACAACAUAAGGAUUAUUCCUCCAA